Molecule: messenger RNA, 1424 nt
Organism: Daldinia caldariorum
Lineage: Eukaryota; Fungi; Ascomycota; Sordariomycetes; Xylariales; Hypoxylaceae
Product: Yip1-domain-containing protein
Exons: 2
Coding region: 274-1197 (307 amino acids)
Biological process (GO): vesicle fusion with Golgi apparatus; endoplasmic reticulum to Golgi vesicle-mediated transport
Cellular component (GO): membrane; trans-Golgi network
Source: RefSeq, a predicted model, not a curated record
CUAAAGUCCCGUCUGGAGUCUGGACAGAUUCAUUUUUGGCGAUCCGUCAACUAAAGUUUCGCCUUUUUUUUAAUCAACGUCGUCACAAACGCUUCGAAACAAGUCUACACGGCUUAUUACGCCCAUUCUAACUCCAACUGUUUUCUCUCUCUCUAACUUAUCACCUUUUUCAUCCUUUGUAUUAACUUCAACCAACUUUCCUAUACUUGAAAUCUAAACAGAAAAUCGAAGGGAGUAAACCUCGGAACUUCUUCCAACACCGGUACGCAAAUCAUGUCGCAAUACUACGGCGCGCCCCCUCCAAACCAAUAUGGCGGCGCGGCGGCGGCGCAAAACCUUCAAUUUUACCCCUCGACAUAUUCUCCCGGUGUACCAAACCAAGGAACGCCAGCGCAAUCAUACGGCUACGGCGCCCCGACGCCCGUCCCUGGCGGAUAUGGCUUCGGGGCUACGCCUAGCGUAAGCGGGAGGAUGGGGGAACAAAGUGGCUUAAAGACGGGUUGGCUCGCCGCUUUCUCGACGGAAGGAUAUGAUGGGGAACCGCCUCUGCUGGAAGAACUAGGGAUCAACUUUGAUCACAUCUGGUCCAAGACUUUAGCAGUCCUUAACCCCUUCGGACGCAUAGACCAGCACAUCAUGGACGACUCAGAUCUCGGCGGUCCCAUCCUCUUCUUUUUCCUAUUCGGCACAUUCCUCCUCUUCAGCGGCAAGGUACACUUUGGGUACAUUUACGGAUUGGCGCUUAUGGGGUCCGUCGCGCUGCACACGAUUUUAUCCCUCAUGUCUCCCGACGGCACCAGUGCCACAUCACCCGCCCAAGCAUAUUCGUCCGACCCUUCUUACCCCGGCGAUCCCAACGCGGGCGGCAGAGACGAUUCCAAGGGACACUUGAGCAGUACCCUGACAUUUGCGAGGAGCGCAAGCGUGCUUGGGUACUGUCUGUUACCACUGGUUAUGACGAGUCUGAUUGGUAUUGUCAUACCGAUGGACGGUCCACUCGGCUACAUCUUGACCAGUGCGGCAAUUGUUUGGUGCACAACAAGUGCAAGUGGUCUGUUUUGCGCCGUAGGACGGAUGCAACAGAUGAGGGCCUUAGUGGCGUACCCCUUAAUGCUAUUCUACGUCGGCUUUGGUAUUAUGAGCAUCUUUAGCAGCCGAGGAUCCGGUAGCUUGGGCAAGGCGGCAGGCGUGUCAUGAAGUGGUAUCUGGCUUGUUAAGAGAAAAGUUUAAAUACUAGACAUUUAUCGAGGAUCGAUGAUAGCGGAAAGACAAAAAGUUCAAUCCGCAUGGGUCCACGGUAGAUCAAUCAUAUCCUACAUAACAGCAGGCAAUAUACUCGGUUGCUGGUAGCUGAUAACAGCAGUCCUGGGGAAGGGGGCCGUGAGACAGACGAGACAGACAUUAUGCAAGAUGAGUUAGUAUUA